CUGCCCUCUCUGUACACCACGUCGUCAUUGACCGCCCUGACACGAUGGCGGUGAGGUUGUCACUGGUCUAUCUUCUGUUGCUGCUCCUGCUGCUCUAUCUGUUCUUGCCGGCGCUUCUCUUGCUCUUUCUCGAGAGACUGACCCUCGAUCACCUCCACGUACGGCAGCGCGGCGCCCUUGGCCUCGUCGAGAGCCACCCAGCCACUCACGGGCGGCAGAGGGUUCCCCGUCUUCGCCACGUACACGCCAUACCCGUCAGGCCCAUCCAUCCACCACUGACCGUCGCCCUUGUUCCUGCCAACCAACACACACAGCACGCAAACACCGACACAUGACAGCCAAGCAGACAGACAGGUGUCCAUCCCCUUGAUGUGUCUGACUGACCAGUAGACAUAGGAGCCGUUGUCGAUGUGCUGAAACCAGAGAUAGUCCGGGUCAGUGAGUCGGCUCCAGGUCCGCUCGGUCUCCCACUUGUUGGCCUCGCACACACUGCGGAAGCCGUCGGGGAUGCAGUGGGCCAUGGCCUUGUAAUACCCGUUCACCGCCGCCACGCCCGCUCUCCUCACCUUCAGUGCAAGGUUCCGAGGCGCCAUGAUAGAUGGGCACGUGGAAGGGCUGUAGUCGGCAAAUGCGAUGGCUGAGA
Messenger RNA from Vitrella brassicaformis, 643 nucleotides. Lineage: Eukaryota; Vitrellaceae. The record is from the annotation of a GenBank genome assembly.